AUGCCGAAAAAGCAAGCGGCAAUGGAUGUGGAUUUUACCCUACCAGGAGAGGACGCUAAAUCUGAUGAGGAGACAAAAAUAACUGAAAACACCAUCAUGCAUGAAGAAGCGCGGGGAAAACUUGGACGCUCAGGCUUUGAUUCCAGAGAGCGAAGAAAAAGCAAGUACCUGUCUUACCCAUAUACAAACCUUAGAUCAAAACAAAAGCUUUUACCUGCUGAAACUGAAAACUUGAAGACACCAUGUCUUCCUCGGAAAGCAGGGGCUUCAAGUGAUGCUACUAAGUCUUUAAACAUAUCUUCGUCAUAUGCUAAAUUGGAUAGCAAGAGGUUCCGAAAGAACUGGUACAGAAAGUUCAUCAGCUGCAAUAAUCUGUCCAGCAGUCCCAAAUUCAUGAAUGCAUCAACAGUUGAUUUUCUAGCAGGACUUUCUUCUACAGCCGUUGAUUGUAUGUUUCCAGUUGGGAAUGAGAAAUUUGAUUUAGUUGAGCAGUUCUUUUGCAGAUAUAGAAUAUCAAAGUAUCAUGAUGAGGCUGAACUUGCUACUUCCCAGGUUAAUGCACAAGAAGACCUGUGGAAACCUGUGGGUAAUGAUUUACCAGAUACCAAAAGUAAGAGAAAGAACAAUAAAGUGGAAAAUGCAGUCAGGCGGAAGAGAAAAUCACGCUCUGGCCUAUCAGAUUCGAGUGCAAACAUGUGUAGCAUUCACUCUCAGAUGCCUGGGAAAAAAUUGAAACAAAAUCUGAUGGAAAAAGCAAAACCGGGGUGUCAGGUGCAAAAUAUUGAUACAAAUUUAAUUGGGGAAAGAAGCAAAUGCAGCUCGAUUCCUCAAACUAAACCAAAUCUGAGUUGCCUUGCUUCUGAAGGAAAGGGUUUACAUAGAAAGAGGAAAAUGAUAGAAGCACAAGAGCAUCAAAGUGCUCAAAUUACUUCAGUGUAUACAGAUGCAAAAAAGCUUAAAUGCAGUUCACUGAUAAUAGAUUUGCAGUUUACAUCCCCAUCUAUACCUGGUGAUAUUGCUGAGAGAAAUAAGGAAGAACUAGUUUUCAUAUCUCCGAAUCCAGAGCCGGGUGUUUCCCAAGAAGGAUCUGCUGGGAGAAUUACUGAUAAUAACUUAUUGGUAAGAACUAAGGCAGAGGCCGAUACUGUCCUGGUAAAUAAAGAAUCAUUAAAGAACAGCUUGGGGAAAGAAGCAGGAGUGCAUCUCAAUACUAAACUUGCUGUAGAGCAAACAGGGCGGAACAAUACCAUGGAGAAGGCAGCAGAAAAGACUCUCCAUACUAAACUUGCUUUAGGGGAAAUUGGGCCGAAGAAUAGCGCAGAGAUGGCAGCAGAAAAGCCUCUAAAUACUAGAUAUGUUGUAGAUAUACCUGAUCUGAACGGUACUGGUGCUGAGGGCAAUUCAAUCAGCACAGAAUUUGAUACUGUCAAUUUUACUUCAGUUGAAUUGAAACCAGAGCAGCCAAAAAGCUUAUCUGCGUGUUCAAGACCUAUCAAAACUACUAUUUACAGAAGACUGAAUGACAACGGUGAGUCACUUGGAAAUUGUCUUCUCCUAAGAUUUGCCCCCGUUGCCUGUAUCCCAUCAAAAGAAGAUCUAAUGUCAACAUUUUGCCGGUUUGGUCCCUUGAAGCCAUCACAAACACAGUUGUUAAAAGACACUGGUAGUGCUCAAGUUGUUUUUGUCAGAAGUAAAGAUGCUGCUGCUGCAUUUCGUAGUUUAGAGCAGGACAAAUUUGCCUUUGGUUCGACUCUUAUUGAUUGCAAGCUCCAUCACCCUUCUGCACCCUGUCCACCUGUGGAACAACUCGUGAUCCAUGCCCAACCAAUGGGGUUUAUGACAAUGCUUGGUGUAACCCCUACUCAACCAGCUGGGUUGGCAAUGCCUGGUUUAACCCCUGCUCAACCAACUGGGUCUGUGGCAAUGCCCGGUGUACCUACUGCCCAACCAACCGGGUCUAAGGGAAUGCCUGGUGUAACCCCUUCUCAACCACCUGGGUCUAAGGGAAUGCCUGGUGUAAUCCCUACCCAACCAAUUUUGUCUAUGCCAAUGACUGGUAUGAACCCUACUCAGCCAACUGUGUCUAUGGCAGUGCCUGGUGGGAUCCCUACCCUAUCAACUGGGUCUAUGGCAGCGCCUGGUGUGACCGUUACCCCACAAACUCGGUCUACUGUGCCAAUGCCUAGUGAAACAGCUCCUUCCCUUCAGUUCAUUAAGAAGAACUUGCAGAUUAUGACGUCAAUCCUAGAGAAUGCAGGGGGUAGUCUUUCCCCCCAGAUGAGAGCCAAACUGGAUUCUGAAAUUAAAAACCUUAUGAGAAAGGUGAAUUCCAGGACCAAGGCCUAA
This is a messenger RNA of Sphenostylis stenocarpa, 2346 nucleotides long. NCBI's taxonomy places the organism in Eukaryota, Viridiplantae, Streptophyta, Magnoliopsida, Fabales, Fabaceae. The record is from the annotation of a GenBank genome assembly.